Salvia miltiorrhiza (redroot sage) is the source of this 914-nucleotide messenger RNA. RefSeq names its product inosine triphosphate pyrophosphatase. Gene Ontology annotation, biological process: nucleoside triphosphate catabolic process. Gene Ontology annotation, molecular function: nucleoside triphosphate diphosphatase activity. The coding region runs from base 125 to 739 and encodes 204 amino acids. Gene Ontology annotation, cellular component: cytoplasm. Lineage: Eukaryota; Viridiplantae; Streptophyta; Magnoliopsida; Lamiales; Lamiaceae. The transcript has 8 exons. The record is from RefSeq and is a predicted model, not a curated record.
CCAAAAAACAAUUCACCAUCCGCGCCAGUCGCGAUCGGUCGUUUCCAUAUACUUUGGUCAAACAAAACAAGUGACCAACUGUUCUUAAAAGUAAACAGGCAGACUAGAAAACAAAAGAGCGGGAAUGAUGGCGGCGGCUGGUGGCGGUAGGGCGGCGGUGCUGUCUCAGCCGGUGACAUUCGUAACAGGCAACGCCAAGAAGCUCGAAGAAGUUCGCGCAAUUCUCGGCAACUCGAUCCCCUUUCGUUCGCUUAAACUUGAUUUGCCAGAGUUACAAGGCGAGCCUGAGGAGAUUUCUAGAGAAAAGGCUCGAUUAGCUGCGAAAGAGGUAGACGGGCCCGUGCUGGUGGAGGAUACUUGUCUCUGUUUCAAUGCUCUCAAGGGUCUACCUGGGCCUUACAUCAAGUGGUUUCUGCAGAAGAUUGAUCAUGAAGGUCUGAAUAAUUUGUUGAUGGCAUAUGACGAUAAAUCUGCUUAUGCUCUCUGUAUAUUCUCUCUCGCUAUUGGGCCAAAUGCAGAUCCAAUAACUUUUUUGGGGAAGACUCCGGGAAAGAUAGUUCCUCCUAGGGGACCGACUGAUUUUGGAUGGGAUCCAGUUUUCCAACCUGAUGGAUAUGACCAAACUUAUGCCGAGAUGCCCAAGGAAGAGAAGAACAAGAUUUCUCACCGUUACAGGGCCCUUGCACAGGUUAAAUCAUACUUUGCUGAGGCUAAAUACGCUUUCCUGUCCGAAUCCUAAACUCAAGAAUGCUCUAUGCCUUUUAUAGAAGAACAUGGAAGUAUGUUUAUGCAAAUUGUGAUCCCAAAUUUAGAAGCAAAGAAACUCUUUAAAUGGUUUUGCAACAAAAUUUUACAGUUAUCCUAGGAUCCCUGAGGGCUCCCAUUUUUAUGCAAUGGCAGGAGUGCUUUUUCUC